AUCUCAAGCUUUUUUGAGUAAUGUCGCAUUUUCUGUGUAUGUCAAUUGCAACAGUCAUCAAAUCAGCUCAAGUGUCGUCUUGGGUUUGGGUGUAGGGUGUGCAGGAUGUCAAGUGAGAGCACGCGAAGAGGACAGGUGGCGCACCAUUUCCCUGCUGCCGCACCGCCACACAUGACGUUCCUCGUCCCGACGUCAUGGCAGUCUUCACUGUCACAAGUAACGGUAAUCCAAAGCAGAUCUAAUUCAUCUUGGUUCGCAAGGCUUGCUCAUCAACGCACCCUCAUUUCCCAUAAGCCAGAACGAACAUGUCGGGACCACCGCCUAAUUAUUACGCAAUCCUAGAAGUAUCGGAUACUGCAACCACAGAGCAGAUUCGCAAUGCAUAUAAAAAAGCGGCACUGAAGACGCAUCCCGAUAGGGUCGCGUCAGAAUCCCCAGACCGUGCAGAGCGCACGCGCAAGUUCCAGCUCGUCAACGACGCCUACUACACUCUCUCAGACCCCACGCGCCGCCGUGACUACGAUGCGCAGCGCAAGCUGUUCGGUGGCGCACCAUCAACCGAACCCGGCCGCAGCUCAGACGACCCGUUCGGCGACCCAGACGAAGAGAUCCCUGGCGCAUUCCCUGGCGGCGCGGCCGGGGCUGGUGGCAGUUUCCCGUCAUGGGCGUGGAACUUCUUCAAGAACCAGAGCGGCGGUGGCGCCGCGGAUGCCGAGGAUAGGCAGCGCACCGAGGAUGCGCAGUUUGAGGAUGUCUUUGAGGAGAUGAUGCGCGACGAGGGCAUGGCGGAGGAUGGCUCGAACAGGCCGACCAGCAGGUUCUGGAGCAUGAUUGGCGGCGCAAGCGGCGGCGCCUUGGGCUUCAUCGUCGCCAACGUACCCGGCGCAGUGGCGGGUGCAGUCGCCGGCAACAGGCUCGGCGCUGUGAGAGACGCCAAGGGCAAGAGCGUCUACUCGGUUUUCCAGGAAUUACCGCAAGGUGACAGGGCGAGGCUGCUGAGCCAGCUUGCCGCCAGGGUAUUCAGUCACGCUGUCGGAGUGUAAGCGACGCAGUGAUGAGGCGUAGGUAGAGUCAGUCAAUCCGUUCAAGUCGUUAAAUUCGUAGAUAGUCAGAUAAGAUAUCCCAGUAAUGCGUCAAUCCCGGGUGCACCACACUGCGCCCAUGCCGAUCUCAUAACGAUACUUAUACAAUAGCAAUGUCACAUUGAAGCUUUACGACUUCACACCCAGACGCAACAGCGCCCCUGAGGAUGUCGGGUCUUUUGCGAUUCAGUCAACACUUAUAUGAAGAUUGAGUUG
This is a messenger RNA of Emericellopsis atlantica, 1298 nucleotides long. RefSeq lists its product as uncharacterized. NCBI's taxonomy places the organism in Eukaryota, Fungi, Ascomycota, Sordariomycetes, Hypocreales, Bionectriaceae. The record is from RefSeq and is a predicted model, not a curated record. The transcript is spliced from 4 exons. Bases 306 to 1043 code for a protein of 245 amino acids.